UAUUUUCACCCCUAUUAGAUAUAUGGUAUCAUCCACCGAUUCUAUGGCGACCAAACAAAUAUGGCGGACGUAGAACAGGCAUCAGUUGAUGAGGGAGGGGGGAGCAUUGGUCCUGGGAUCAGUGUGAUGAGUCUGAGUGACAUUCCUGAGGAGCUGAAACCUCUGGAGGGAGACCCGUAUAGCGAAGAUGAGACGGAAUUGAGAGCCCUGUUGUCCAAACCAACAUGUUUCAUAGUCAUAGGAAAGCCAGGGUCUGGCAAAACCAUGCUGGCACAAAAACUGGCAAUGACAUGGAAGGCACAGCUAGUAAAUCCCACUGACAUCAUCAACCAGAACAUAGAACUACAGACAGAGAUGGGAAUAAAGUGCCAAGAAAUCCUCCUUCGAGGAGAAGCCAUCCCAGAAGAAAUGGUGGCCAAGAUGGUCCAGGAUAAGAUCAACUCUUCAGAGGUCACACAUCACGGCUAUGUUCUGGAUGGGUUCCCCUGUAUGGAUGAGAGUUACAUGAACAUCCCAGAACAGCUGGAGCUUGUCAAGAACUGGAAACUCAAACCUGACUUCAUUGUCAAUCUCAAAAUUCCUGACAAAGAUCUGGAGAAGCGGCGACUAGGACAGAGGGUGGACCCCCUGACAAAUGAACUCUACCCAGAAGACAUCUGGAACCCAGAGAAACCUGAGCCUAAACCCCAGAAGGGGGAGGGGGAGGAAGAGGAGGAGGAGGAGGAAGAAGAAGAGGAGGAAGGAGAGGGAGAGGAGGGAGAUGAAGGGCCUCCAGAGCUGGACCCAGAGAUCCUGGCUCGCCUGGUAAAGAGAGUGGAGGACCUGCCUGAGUAUAUCACACACAACAUACAGGAGUAUAAGGACAACAUGCUCAGGACACUGGAGGACUACAUGGCUGACCAUGACCAGCAGUACCUGAUUGAGCUGGACGCCAACAGCAACCACCGCCUGCUGUUCACCCAGCUGAUGACCAAGCUGGACACGUUCAUCCUGCGGCGCGCGGCGGUUCCCAUCCGCCUCCACGACCAGGAGGAGGAGGAGCUCCCCGAGGACAUGGAGACGGAGGAACUGCUGCGCACGCUGGCCAGUAAGGAGACGGUCGCGCCACGCUUCCGCUGGAGACGCAGCCGCUGGCUACGGGUCUGUCCUGUCGCCAUGUCGGAGGGCAACCUGGUCCAGGGGAAACCUGAAUUCGCUGUCAGUUUCCUGGACAAGAUAUAUGUGCUAUCCUCCCCAGAGGCAAUGGAAAAGUUCUUGAAGAACCCCCGGCCCUACUUACUGCCCCCUCUGCCCAGACCCCCCUGCAAGCUCGUGGUGACCGGACCCCCCACUUCUGGCAAGACCUCCAUAUGUCAUCUACUGGCUCAGAAAUACAAUGCUGUGGUGUUGAGCAUGCAGGAGUUGAUCAAGCCUCGUAUAGAGAUGGAGAAGGAGAAGAUGAUUCAGAAGGUCCGAGAGGAGACGUUAGAAUCCUCCAUCAACCUGGUGAAGAUGAGGCUGGAACAGGAGGCUCUGGAGAAGGAAGAGACUGUCUCUGAGAAGGGGGAUGUAGCAGAGACAGAUGAGCCCACAGAGGAUGCUGCAAAGGACUCAGAGGGGGAGGGUGGAGAGGAAGGAGAAGAAGGAGCUGCAGAAAAGGCUGCAGAAGACCAAGAGGAGAAACCUGAUGAAGGGGAGAAGGAAGAAGGGGAGAAAGACCAGGAGGGGGAGGGGGACCAAACAGCGGAAGAGCCAGCGGAAGAGCCUACUGAGAGCAAACCAGAGCCACCAAAAGCACCUGAGCCCAUUGUCGUUGAUGCUAACCACCCUGAGGUGUUGAAGAUGGUGGAGGAUGCGGUGAAGGAGGCAGAGAAGCAGACGAUCACCAUCCCACCUGACGUGUAUGUGGAGGUGAUGGAGGAGAAGAUCAAGGAGGUGGAGAACAACCUGCGUACGAAGAACCCAGACGGACCCUUCUUUGGUGGCUGGAUCCUGGAUAACUUCCCCAACAACCGUGACCAGUGGGCCGCCAUGGUGGACAAGAACAUCUGUCCCGACGAUGUCAUAUGUCUCCGGGACAGCAGCGAGAAUGGUGCGUACCUGCUGAAGCGUUGGUACAAGGUCAACCAGGAGGAGGUCGACGAGAAAGUCCGCGCCAGGAAGGUAGAAGAGGCUGCCGCGGAGGCAAAGGCAGCCGAGGAGGCUAGGUUGGAGGAGGAACGUGCAAGGAAGGAAGAAGAGGAACGAGAGAGGCAGGCUGCAGAGGAAGAACGGCGCAGGAAGAUCGAGGCAGGAGAACUCAGCGAUGAGGAGGAGGGUGAGAAGCCUGCGGGGGAAACGCCCGCGGAAGGCGAGGUUCCGGCAGAACCUCCGUCCGAAGCCUUCCCCGGCGAGGCCGUUACCCCCACCCAGGGGGAGGAACCCCCCGAGGGGGAGGGGGAAAAGGUGGAGGGAGAGGAGGGGACGAAAGAUGAGGAUGAGGAGAAAGAGAAAGAAGAGGAGAAAAGCCAGAUUGACGAGGAGAUUGAGGAGGAAGAGUUGAAGGAAGAAGAAGAAGCAGAAGCCGCCUCCCCUAAACCCCCAGCCGAGCCGGAGGCCCCUCCACCAGAACCCCCUGCACCAGAGGAAGAAGUUCCACCAGAACCUACCCCGCCACCAGUGUCCCCAGUGCCCCCUGAGGGACCAGAAGUGGAGCAGUGGCGUCAGGAGAGGGGAGAAUUUGAGCGGGAGUGGGCGUCGCUGAAGGCUGUGAUCUCAGGAACCUCCUCACUCAUGCCCAUCGAUAUAGAGGUGGAAGGGAAGACUGAGGACAAACAACUGGAGGAUGCCAUCCACAGAAUUGAGAUGACGUACCAGUACCGUGGGUGGGAGUACACGGGGAUGGACAUGGAUGAGGAUGAGGAGGAUGCUGCAGGCGGGGAGGAGGAGGAGGAAGAGGAGGGGGAGGAGGAAGAGGAUGACGAAAUACGGAAAAGCAAGAGAAAGAUGUUUGGUGACACCAAGCACUACGACCCUGUGUCCCUGAAGCAGAAGUUUGUCCUGUGGCCGGGCCUGGCAGAGCUGGCUGCCAGGUACAGGGAGAGGACCUACUACUUCGCAAACCCUGAGAACAGGGAAACUUUCCUUGAGAGCCCCACUGACUUCCUGUCCAAGAACGGACCACUCAAGCCCCCGCCCCUGAGACUGGUGAUGCUGGGUGCCCGCGGGGCGGGGAAGUCCCUCCACGCCCGCCAGCUGGCCAAGAACCUCUCCAUCUUCCACAUCUCCUUCAAGGAGCGGCUGCAGGAGCUCAUCAUCGCCAAGACCAAGAAGAAGAUCGGGCCGGCCUACCCUGAGGACGAGGAAGAACCAGAAUAUAGCCCAGAGGAGAUUGCUGCCAUGACAGCUAUCACCGGACCUGACGGUCAGCCGGUCACCAGUACAGGACUGACCGACUCAGCUGCGACUGAAACCUCAGAGGCUGAGGAAUCAGCUACAGACGAAAAAGAAGGAGAGGAAGGGCAAAAAGAGGGCGAGACAGAAGAAGAGAUACCGCUGACAGAGGAUGAGGAAGCUAUCAAGAACAACCUGGAGUCAGAGGAUGCCCUCCCACCUGAUGUCUUAGACAAGAUUGUGCCUGAAUGGUGGAACAAGGAGCCUUUCAAGUCCACAGGUUUUAUCCUGGAGGGUUUCCCGCGGACGCCAGACGAGGCACGGUACAUGUCGGAGCAGGGCCUGUUCCCGGACGGGGCCGUGCUGCUGCUGGUGGAGGACACAGACAUCAUCGACAGGCUGCUGCCCCCCCGCCUCGCCAAGUGGCGCGUCAACAGGAACAGGAGGAUCGCUAAGAAGGAGAGGGCCAAGGCCAAGAAGAAGAAAGAGAGGGAUGAGGUGAUUGCUAAGAGAAGAGCGGAGCUGGAAGCCGAGAAAGCAAAGCUGAAGGAAGAGCGUCGACUGGAGAGGGAGGCACAGAGACAGGCGGCUAGAGAGAGCGGAGCAGAGGAGUCUGGAGCAGAGGAGGAGGAGGAGGAAGAAGAAGAGGAGGAAGAUGAAGACGACUUCAACAUUGAUGAGAAACUGGCAGAGGAGUUUGAGGAAGAGGAAGAAGAAGAAGAGGAGGAGGAGGAAGAGGAGCAGGAUGCCAUCGACAGGAUGAAAAAUGAACUCAGUGAACAGUUUGAUGAUGACAACACCAAGAUGGCAUCAGUACAGGAAACUCUGGAGGAGAUCUUCAUCCCUCGUAUGGAGCUCCAGGCCAGUAAGAAGCCCCACAUUGUGAGGUACACCAUGUACAACAAGCUGAAGCCUCUCAUAGACUUCAGGGACAGCAUGUUUGAGCGGGUCUACCCACUCAGCGAGAAGCUGGCCAGGAAGAUGCUGGAUGUCGGGUACAAGCAGCCAUCUUGUUUCGGCAUGUGGGAUCCUGUCAAGAUGCUUGAGGAUGGAGACGUGAUCCAGCCUCUGCAGGGCCCCAACAACCCCACGUUCCCCGUCAUGUACCGCCAGCACAUCUACUUCUUCAGCUCCAUCCCCACCAGGGAGAAGUUCAUCAGGCACCCCCUCAUGUACAUCAGACAGCCCCCAGCCAUGCCGGUGGUCCCCAUCAGGAUGGCUAUCAUCGGCCCGCCCAAGUCUGGCAAAACAGCAUUGGCCAAUCGGUUUGUCCAAGAGUUUGGUGUCAUGAGGAUCUCCAUUGGAGAGGCCAUCAGGAAUGUCCUGACCAAUCAGAAGAAGUCUGACCUGGCUAAGCUGAUCAACGCCCAGCUGUACAAGGGUCUGACUGUGCCUGAUGAGCUGGCUGUGCAGGCACUGGAGGUCUCACUCAUGGACAUGGUGCCACAAACUAGAGGCUAUGUCCUGGACGGUUUCCCUGUGACCAAGCGUCAGGUUGACCUGAUGACCCAGCGUGCCAUCAUCCCGGUGGUCGUUCUGGAGCUGCAAGUGUCCGGCAAGGAGGUCAUCGUCCGAGCUGGCAAGGACAGGUCAUCACCUAACAGAACCCUUCCCCUGCACGACAGUCCGCAGAUCAUGGCCAUCAAGCUGGCUGCGUGGCAGGAGCAGGUGGGCGGAGUCAGGAAGUGGUACCAGAGCGAGCACCGCAACUGGCUCGGCGUGGACGGCGAGCGCUCCAAGUGGUGGGUGUGGAACAAGGCCAAGAACGAGUCUCACAAGAGCGUGCAACAGAUCCAGACCUACCUGAAGAGCAUUGGACAAGGGAAAGCAGCAUCCAUUGCAGACAUGUGUGUGACCCCAUCAGAGUGUAAGGCUCGGCUGGGAGACUUUGGGGAGUACUGCCCGGUCAGCCUGGCAAUAACAGGGGAGCUGGUGGACUGUUCCACCAACCCUUCACUGGAGUUCACCGCUGAGUUCAGGGGACACUACUACAAGAUGGCUGGUAAGACAGAGCUUGAGAAGUUCCUGGCCAACCCUGAGCAGUUCACCCCUCCCCUGGCGCCGCGUAAGCUGCCGCCGCCCGAGCUGCUGCCACAGAGGAGAACGUCCGACGAGGUCCGACUCAUGUUCCCCAAACAGAUCGAACUGCAGGGAUACUGUCCUGUUACCUUCCUGGAUGGCAAACUCAGAUAUGAGGCCAUUGUUCCUGGGAACAAUGAGUUGGUGGUGGAGUACAAGGACAAGCUGUAUGUGUUUGAGACAGAGGAGAAGCUCCAGAAGUUCAUGAGGUUACCAGAGAAGUACUCAGACCUGAAACUGCCCCACAAACUCCCACCCAAGAAGGAGCCCAUCCCCAUCAACUCCCUCCCCAUGCUGGGCUACAUGGAGCAGACAGUCGCCACGGCGAUCACCAAGUCACUCACAGCCGUGGGCUGCUUCAAACCCAAGUACCCCUUCAUGGGCACCACCGAGUCAGCUCUGCUCUAUAUCGCCUUCCAUCUAAAAGCUCACAACCCCAAAGCCUCGGAAUACGUGCGUAAGAAGUACAGGAAGAAGCUGCAGCACUUUGAGGAGCAGUGUAACCUGAUCAAGUUCCUGGGCGAGCACAUGACCAGGAGGUACCGUGAGCCGCAGGAGAGACCCAUCGGAUUCGACGAGAAGAUGGAGGUUUUCCUGGCGCUGAGGGGGCACGGACCUGCCACCACGUGGGUCGCUUAGGGGGGCUAUAGCGUAGACAAUGACUAAAUUUACAUACGAGAAUUCUACCUGUAACAACAGCAUCUUUAUGUAUGUACAGACUGUGUAGGUCCCAGUGCGGGACGUAUGAAAUUGUUUUCUUGUGUUCACAAGGGUAGCACAUGGGUAUAGGUUGAAAUGUUUUACUUGUACACUCAAGAAUUUAGAAUCCUGCAAAUCUACACAUCAGUGGUCUGGAAGAAAAUUUUUAUUGUACACUACUUGAUAUGCUGCACAAACCUAUAUGUGAUUUUAUCUAUGCAAAAUGCAUAUUUCUCUUUGCAACUUCAGGGUGCCUUACCAGCAAAUUUACAAGCUGUGCACACAACGAUGCAACGUACAUCUAUUACUGUCUGUCAAACUUGGCCCAAGUGACCUUUUAUCCUGAUAGUCCAUAUAGACAGGGUUAUGACCCCUAAUAGGGGUCCAGACCAGUGAAAUGGGACCAAUUAUGUUGUUCUGCUACAUUGGCUACACUUCAUUUGGAUCCUAGAUGGCACUCCAUGGGGUAAACACUGGUAUUAUGUCCAGGAAUGAGGGCAAGGCUAUAUGGCUAAAAUGCAGGAUAUGUGUAAAGGUGGAUAACUUGGCUUUCCUAAUUCUCAAAUCUUUCCAUCUUUGCAAAUUUGCAAAUAUUUUUCACACUGUAUAUUCUAUAUUUCUUCUGUAUACAGAAGAGCACUUGAGGUUGGGUUGUCUGCAAAGUAGAGUCAGGUGUAAUGUGUGUCUGCAUCAUUCCAUGCCUUGUGGUCCAUGAAUUAUUAAAGGAUGAUGUGGACUGAUGCAAAAACAUGUUGCAAGAAAAGCAGACGUUUCAAGAAAACACUUUGCUUUUCCAAGCCAACAUCUACUUACAUUUUACAGAAGUUGUAUUUUAUGACAAAUGUUACUUAAAAAGCUUCCAGUGUUUACUCCAUUUGCAUCUUUAUGUCAUGAAAGUGUACCAUCAACAAUGUCAUCCUAGACAUUUUUAGUAUUAGUAACUGAAUUCUACCAUGUCAUUGAUUUUAGUUAUCAUCAUAGUCCGUCCAGUAACUUAAUAUAUUUUUCUAUCCAGCCACUUCUCAAGUGAAUAUGUAUAUGUAAUUCUGCACUUUUUAGAAGGAUGUUUUACUGUAAAUAUAUGGGUGAAUUCUGUGGCACACAAUAUUGAAUUCCUCAAUGUAUAUUUUGGCUGAAAAUUUCUACAAAGUGAAUCUGCAUUUUUGUGGUUUUACACACAAAAUAACUUUUACACAAGAAUGAUCCUUUACUGCUGUGUUGUAUAUAUAGAGCGGGGUUGUAACUAUUAGACAAAUGACUGAAUAAAAUGUCUGU
Molecule: messenger RNA, 7404 nt
Organism: Branchiostoma belcheri (Belcher's lancelet)
Lineage: Eukaryota; Metazoa; Chordata; Leptocardii; Amphioxiformes; Branchiostomatidae
Product: adenylate kinase 9-like
Exons: 41
Coding region: 61-6069 (2002 amino acids)
Biological process (GO): CDP biosynthetic process; UDP biosynthetic process
Cellular component (GO): nucleus; cytoplasm
Molecular function (GO): UMP kinase activity; ATP binding
Source: RefSeq, a predicted model, not a curated record